Molecule: messenger RNA, 1278 nt
Organism: Theileria orientalis strain Shintoku
Lineage: Eukaryota; Apicomplexa; Aconoidasida; Piroplasmida; Theileriidae
Exons: 2
Coding region: 1-1278 (425 amino acids)
Source: RefSeq, a predicted model, not a curated record
AUGGACAAAUCUUAUGAGUUUAAGCGUAAGUCCCUUUACUGGAAUUCCGUACUUAAAUCUGAUUCCGAUAAUUUAAACACUUUUUAUAACGAUGAUUCCACAAUAGAUAGAUACUCUAUGUUAUCUUCUUUGUUGUUUAAUAGAUUGUUAUCUUUGGAAUCGCUUUUAUCACCUUACACAGUUUUCAAUGAUGAACAAUCAUUUAAGUUUAAUAAAUUUGGUAUUUUAACUUUACCUAAUACCAAUAAUUUGCACACAUUUGUCACGUCAAAGAGACUUUUGUUCAACAAAAUAGGAAUAGAAUCUAUAGUUCAUGACACAAUGAUAUUAGGAGAAAUGAUAAAUCAAAUGGAUGAAUCAUUAGUCAAUGACACAAACAAAUCUAACAAAUCAAAUUCACUUAGGAAGCAUAGAGAAGGGAUCAACUCAUGCUUAAAAUACUUGUUCCAAAUACUAAAGGAUGACGUUCAGAACUACCAAAGGCUAAAGUUAAAGUUCGAAUCGUCGGUUAUUAACACAGUUAAGGUGAUGACGGAGAACCUCAGUGAAGUUAGGAACAUUGAUUCAUCGAAAAGCAACGACUCUAUACCAAAUACAUACUUAUCGCAUUUUAUUAAAACAUGUAACAAAUCUCAAUCUGACUGUGAUUUAUCUGAAAAACAAAUGUCACAAUCAAUUUCAGAUAACUCAGAAUACUCAUCUCCAGAUCCAAACAUACUAGGGGUAUCAACAUCAUCAAAUCAAAAAUACACAUUACGAUCGGACAAUAAUAUUAUAAAUAAAGACUUUGUUGGUAAUAAUUCACGCUUAUCACAAGGAUCGCUCACAUACGAAAGGGGAGCAUACAACAUAUCGAGCAACUACAUAGACCAUUCUGAGCUUGAUACACAACAGGUGUCAGACACACUUGAACAGGAGCACGCACGGACAGUGAAUAGCAUAAACGAACAAAUAAAAGCAAACGAGCUUCAGGCUAUAAACUCUGUGCAGGAGCGACUGACUGAAAUUUCCUCAAUGUUCGUGAAGCUAACGGGAACUGUAGAGCAGCAGAACGAACUGCACCAAAUUAUCAACACCAACGUCCAGGAAUCGAUAACGAACAUAGAAAAAACGCAAGACUCAUUAAAGAAAACCAGCAAGGAGAGCCUCCCAUUCUAUCACAGAAUUCUUUGCACAGCGCUAGUCGGAUUAUCAGUUUUUCUCCUGUUCAUAGACUACCUAAAGAGCUCUAAGGGAUCAAACAAACGUUACAAAAAUAAAACAUUAAAAAUUGUUUAA